UGCUGCUGGUGCUGCUGCUGCUGCUGCUGACACACAAACCGGUUGUCCUGCACUGAAACGGGGCACAUAAAACUGAUCCCCAUCUCAACAGGAGGCAGUCGCCCCGCAGCUACAGUUGCACUUUAAGUGAUCACUCACCAGCUUGAAAAAUGAUCAAGAACGGACAUCACCACCACCAAGUGAACACAGCAGCCGGGAAAGACGCAGGGACGACCCCCGGUGCUGCAGUUUCCAGUCCCGAGAAGAGGAGGAGAAGAAUCCGGGUGUGGUGCGACGGCUGCUAUGACAUGGUCCAUUAUGGUCACUCCAACCAGCUGCGACAGGCCAAGGCCAUGGGAGAUUACCUCAUCGUUGGAGUUCACACAGAUAGUGAGAUUGCGAAGCACAAGGGUCCGCCAGUCUUCACUCAGGCAGAAAGAUACAAGAUGGUGCGGGCCAUAAAGUGGGUGGAUGAGGUCGUGGAAGGAGCGCCUUACGUCACCACCCUCCAGACCCUCGACAAGUACAACUGUGACUUCUGUGUGCACGGAGAUGAUAUAACACUAACAGUGGAUGGGAAAGACACAUAUGAAGAGGUGAAAAAGUCAGGGCGCUACAGAGAGUGUAAGAGAACCCAGGGAGUUUCAACCACAGAUCUAGUUGGCAGGAUGCUAUUGAUGACCAAAGCACAUCACAGCAACAUUGUGAGUACAGCCUUAUUCAUUCAAUAUGUCCUCAGUAACCGACACAAGCCUGAUUCAACCCUGUCUCCUCUACAGGAUAGUUCAGACUAUCAGCAGCACACAGACAACUUUGGAAAGAAGGGCCACAGUCCCUGGACAGGGGUGUCUCAGUUCCUGCAGACUUCACAGAAGAUCAUCCAGUUUGCUUCAGGCCAGGAGCCUCAACCCGGAGACACUAUCAUCUAUGUGGCGGGGGCCUUCGACCUCUUCCACAUUGGACACGUGGACUUCCUGGAAGCAGUGCAUAAGCUCGCAGAAAAGCCAUACAUUAUAGUGGGGUUGCACUUCGAUCAGGAGGUGAACCGCUACAAAGGGAAAAACUACCCAAUCAUGAAUGUCCACGAGAGAACGCUCAGUGUGCUGGCGUGUCGAUAUGUGUCAGAAGUGGUGAUUGGUGCACCGUUUGCAGUCACAAAAGAUUUGCUGGACCAUUUCAAGGUGGAUCUUGUAUGCCAUGGAAAGACAGAAAUAUACCCUGACAAGGAUGGAUCUGACCCUUAUGCUGAGCCGAGGAGGAAAGGAAUCCUGCGUACUGUUGACAGUGGGAACAGCCUCACUACAGAUGCCAUUGUGCAAAGGAUAAUCAAAAACAGGUUGCUAUUUGAAGCAAGGAACCAGAAGAAAGAGGCCAAAGAGAUCGCUGUGAUUCAGGCCAUGAAGCGACAAGAGGAGGAAAAGACUAAAGAAAGAGCCCAGGCUGUGCUGUAAGAAGGCCCCAAACAAGCACCACCGACCAAGUGUCAACAUAACACUGACAAGCUCAAUUAACCUAAACUCAUGUACAGUAAAAUCAACCCUUUUAUAUGUGGUAUGACACCCUCCACACACGAUCCUGGCUAACAGCAGCAGCCCUUACAGCAGCCCAUUUAUAGUCAGGGCGGCGUGCUCUGCUGUGGGAUCAUCAGGUAAACAGUGUGUGUGUUUGUGAGCGUGUGUGUGUGUGUGUGUGUGAGUGUGUGUGUGGGGAUCUUCUGUGUAUUAAUAUAUUUGGCAUUAUGCAAAUACAUGUUCAUGUCAGUCAACAAUCACACAUACAGAUGUCUAAUUAUGGAGUUAUGGACUGAAAUUUUCUGAGAAAAGAACAUAUUACUAUGUCUACAAAUGUCUAUUUUAUGUCUGGAAAUUUUUAAUUUCUCAAGUACUUUUAUUAUAAUUUUUUUGCCUUCAAAAAAUAUAGAGUUUUUCAGUAUUAUGUUGUGGGAAUUGAACAUAUGAAUGGCAGAUGUGGGGACCUGAUAUGCUUAUUUUGCCUUCAAAAAUGUUGAUUUUUUUUCUCAAGUAUUAUGUUAUGGAUUUGAUCAUGAAGGGCAUGUUUGGGGACCUGAUUCUUUUCUAUUUUUUUCUUCAAAAAUAUGGAUUUUUAAAGUAUGUUAUUAUGGGAUUUGGACAUAUGAAGGGCAAGCGUUGGGACUUGAGAUGCUAUCUUUUUUUUUUUCUUCCAAAAUAUAGAAUUUUAAAGUAUAAUAUGCUUGAUUCGAACAAAUGAAGGGCAGGUGUGGGGACCUGAAAUUUUGGUCAUGCAUUAAACUGUCCCCAGGAAGUGAUUUGAUUAAUCAUUUCCAUGGGGUUGUUGCUGCUUUCUGCCUGGCAACGGGUGGAGCCUCACACCUGAUUUAUCUAUGUAUAUACUGUAUGUACUGUGUCUAUGUAUUAUAAAGUGAUUACAGGCUCUCUGGAGGAACCACUAGAGCAUUAGGGGAGAAGAUCCCCCUGCUUCUCUGUACCUAACUUGGGUUGUUUGGAUGUGAGAAGGUAUUGAAACUCUUUCAGGACCUCAUGUACAUAUCAGACCUUGCUCCAGACUGCACUGAUUGCUCAGAAAUCAUCAGAACUGUUCUGUUUUACGGGCAGAGCAGGUUUUUAACUGAAAAUUGCACACUGUCGAGACCUGCACGCCCUGCCUUUUGAGUGCAAUUGUAUUUUUUUUUUUAAAACCAACACUCCUUAGGUUUAUCCUAAUAUAGAGAACACUACAGAGUUUUAACAGACUGCUUUUAAGCUUAUUUUUUUUUAGUGUUUAGAGAACUAUGACAGAUGCUCAGUGUUGGCUUGAUCAUGAAAUAGACCUCUUACUGUCAUUGAGCCCUGAACCAUUUAACCUCUGUCUCUUUAUCAAAUGGGAUUAAAUAAUAUAUUUUUUGUAGAUGUAUAUUUUACUCACCUCCUCUCCAUUAACUAAUGUAUAGAUGGUUUCAUAUUGUUUAAAAAAGCAUAAUACUAUGUCUGUAUGUCAAGUUGGAAUGUAUUCAUUGUAGGCUAUAAUGUGUAUGUUAUUGACAACUCCCAGCUGAUAAAAACAGUAGAAACUGACUGGACUACAGUAUACUACUGCUGAUAAUAACAACAUUUUAAUCUGAA
This is a messenger RNA of Centropristis striata (black sea bass), 3080 nucleotides long. RefSeq names its product ethanolamine-phosphate cytidylyltransferase-like. Lineage: Eukaryota; Metazoa; Chordata; Actinopteri; Perciformes; Serranidae. Gene Ontology annotation, cellular component: cytoplasm. Gene Ontology annotation, biological process: phosphatidylethanolamine biosynthetic process. The record is from RefSeq and is a predicted model, not a curated record. Bases 150 to 1430 code for a protein of 426 amino acids. Gene Ontology annotation, molecular function: ethanolamine-phosphate cytidylyltransferase activity. The transcript has 12 exons.